GGCGGGCGGCGGGGACGGGCGCACCGUGACACCGCGCGGCCGCUUCGCGCCGGGCCCCAAGAUGGAGGCGGCGGCGGGCCGGGCGGGGCAGGAGAUCAGUCUGGCGGCCCUGCAGCGCCACGACCCCUAUAUUACCAGCAUCGCCGACGUGACCGGCCAGGUAGCGCUCUACAGCUUCAGCCCCAAGGCCAAUGAGUGGGAGAAAACUGAUAUAGAAGGUACCUUAUUUGUGUACAAAAGGUCGGCUUCUCCUUAUCAUGGUUUUACAAUAGUGAAUCGACUGAACAUGCACAACCUGGUUGAACCAGUAAAUAAAGACUUAGAGUUUCAGCUCCAUGAGCCUUUUCUUCUUUACAGAAAUGCAAGCUUGUCAAUUUACAGUAUCUGGUUUUAUGACAAGAAUGACUGUCAUCGAAUAGCAAAACUCAUGGCUAAAGUGGUAGAACAAGAAGCUCAGAGAUCACAGCAAGUUUCCCAGGACAGAAAAAGUCCCAGCAGAACAAAUGGCUGCAGUGAAAACAGGCCUAUUGACAUCCUGGAAAUGCUUAGUAAAGCCAAGGAUGAAUAUGAACGAAAUCAGAUCAGUGACUUAAGUAUUAUAUCAAGUUCUGGAAUGCAACAAAAUGCAAAUCUCCUGAAGUCAGAAAGCACAGAGAUUUCAGAGCAAAAACCUUUGAUACAAGUGCAAGAUCAGACAUUUCAGUUGAGGCCAAAGCAUCUGACUUUGGAAGAACUGUUUGGAACCUCUGUCCCAAAGGAACAGCCUGCACCUCCGUAUCCCAAUGCAGAGAAAAGGGAGAAGUUGCAGACUGACACCUCUGCCAGAGAGCAGCAAAACUUGCUCUUGCCUUUUUCCUUUGACCAGUCAACAGUAACACAGCAACCACUAGGGAAAUCAGAAAGUCCAAACAUUAAAACCAGUGCCAACCCUUUGAAUCAGCAGGAAUGUUUAACACCUAUGCUAAUACCUCCAGCUUCAGUUUCCCAGCCUGAUGUAAAAAGCAUUUCAAGCUAUUCAGUUCAUUUAAGCCCUAUUCUUAAUUCAGCCUCAACAAUGGAAGCUGCCCCUGCUCAGAGGCUUCCUGGCCUAAAACAAAACAGCAGUUUAAUCCAAGUCAUGCAGCAAGCUGCCAAGCAGAUAUCCCCACUAGUGAAUCAGCCACCAUCCGAAGUGAACCACGCUCCACAAAAUUUAAUGGCUGGCCAAAGCCAGCUUAUAGCACCCUUGACAUCAGCAAAUACGGGAACUGUCUCAAAUACAUCCCAUACAAGUGUUGAUCUUCUUCAGAAACUCAGGUUGACCCCACAGCAUGACGAAGUGCAGCAGCAGUCUCUCACUAAGACUUCCUUAACGCCAAACAUCUCUGCCACGGUUGGCCAGCUUGCAACACCAGAAAGCUUCAAAGAAUCACACAGUAAACCAGCAACCUUGAACAACAAGAUCAUCCCUUCCCUGCAGGCUGUACAACAAAACAAGGAAUCAGAAGUAUUUCCACAGACGAAGACUUUAUCUAAAACAAGUCAGGUCACACAUCCGCAGUUUGUUACAGCCACAACUACAGUAACUCCUUCAAUACUCUUGUCUCCUAGUGUUUUUCAACAGUCAGCUACAAAAGCUACUGAAGUAGAAAAUAAAGCCAUUUCUUCUUCACCCUUAACACUUGGAACAACAGAAAUUCAGACUGUACCUCCUACUGUUCUCAGUAGGUCCCAGCUUCAAGAAGCACUGAUACAUCUAAUAAAGAAUGAUUCCCGUUUUCUCAGCACUAUUCAUGAAGUCUACUUGCAAGUCCUAACCAAGAAUACAGACAACAUUAAGCUAUAAUCGAAGCUAAAUCUACUUAGAUUAUUACCACUUUAGAAACAAUUACGCCUCUAUAAAACUAAUAUUUUUUUAAAAGAAUAUUUAGUUUUCAAUGUCUUGAAUUUGAACCUGUUAGGAAAGACUAUUCCUUAAAUAAUUACGAAAGUAAUGUUCUCAGAAGCGAUCUAGGUUUUCACUGUGAUCAUCACCAGCAAAGCUUUGUUUUUAUUGGGGAGGGGAGUUAAUUUGCAUAUGAGCUUUCAUUCGCAUUAAUGGAACAAGCAGGUGUUUGCUCUGGCUUUCAUUCCUAGCUGUAUUCAGUUUUCAAGGAUUGCAGACCCAUACUCUUUAAACUAGCAAAUACAUAAUACAGUACACUACACCGCACCAGACAAAACUUGGUUGUGGGAACCUAGUUUCAGUUUUAAGCUGAGAGCAAAAUGCCACGUGGUUAGGUUGGCAGUUGUGGGGAGGAGAGGGAUCUGGAUGCCAGGCCUUCAGAGCUAAAUCUUUAGCAAAAUGUUGAAAAAUGUGAUUUGCUCAAUACAUUAACAGUCUCUAGCUAACACGCAUCGAUUUAUCUUUUAUAUAUUCCAUUAAUUGUAUUGCUUCUCUAUCCCUGACAUUAAACAGGUAUCCAAGUGAGUAAGGCCAUCUUCUUUAAAAAGGUGGAAUUUGAGAUAUGCGAACUUCAGUGAUUGUAUCAUUUUUUAAGCAAUGGAAUAGUUCUGUUGUAUGUUGAAAGUUAUUUUGGUUUAAGUGUGUAGUUAAGAAACCACCACUGAAAGACCAUUUUCCAGUUGAGUAGUGUUUGAAAUACUUGGUUUCCCUUUUAGCUUAAGGAUGGACCGUAUCUUAGUUGGCUUUCAAUUCUCAGUUGUGUUGGAACUGCAGUGUUGAAAACUAUGCAGAUGGGGAACAAAUGCAUGCUUUUCUCUUGCCCUUUCCCCAGAUUGUUCAUGCAUACUUCAUAGUCUGAAGUUUAUGUAGUUAACCUGUUAGUGCUUCUUAUGUGAUUUCAUAAUUCAGUAAUGUAAGAGUUGAACCUCUUUCCCAUUUGAAGUCAGAAAAAUUUCGAAUUAUAUUUUCUUAUGCUGCUGUAUUGGUUAGCCCAUGGCUUGUAUUUAUUUCUUGAAGUCACACAAAGGUAGUUAAUAAGACUUCAGGUCUCAACUUUUUCCAGCAAUAGUAGUUCUAAAGGAUGCUUUUGUAGUAGAAAAGUUUUGGUUUAUUGAGUAGAAAGAUGAUCUGUAUUGAGUUAUGAUGCACUGCUUUUUUCCCCCUCCCCCAAGCACUGUUGAAAUUGAAGAAAAUUGUUUGGCUCCUUACAAAAAAAAAAAAUAUGUAUGUAUGUGUAUCCUAAGGAUUAGUACAUGUUGACAUAGUCAAGGCCAUUUCAUUGGAAACUAAUUGAGCUUUAAUUGUGACUUUUCACAAACUGGUAUGUUUUAGAUAAAACAAAUAUUUACAUUUUAUGUAUUUGAUCUAUUUUAUUUUUUCACAGUUUUUUAGUGGAAAAAAAUAUCUUUUUAGCACUACCUGCCUUCUGAAGAGCUCUUCUCAGCCUUUGAGUUCAAUGUUUCUGUUUAAAAUAUAUAGUAUUUUGCUAAAGAAAAAAAAGGUGGGGGGGGAAGAUUCAGGGAAUGAUGCUAAUGUCAUGCACAUUCAUGAAGAACUGUAUUGGCUUUAAUGGUAGCAUUUGAAUUCAGCAAUAUAGACACUGAGCCUUGUUAAGGAAAAUGGGAGCUUCCUACUCAAAUUCUAGAGUUAUGAUACUGUAUAUGUGCAUAAACAAGACUCAAAUUAGGUCUAAGGUCUCAAUUUAUUGUUUAGAAAAACUAAAAGGAACAAACCAAUGAGCAGUUCCCAUGAACAAAAAUGUAUAACCUAAACCAAAUACGGAGUUGCUUUUGCAAAGAUGAAGUUCAUAACUCCCGUUUUUUUUAUGUACAACUUCCAGCUACUUUGGAGGAAGAUUUGAUGAGUUUCUAAGAACAGAGAUGCUGGAAGCUAAUGAUGAAUAUUUGUACUGGUUGCUAAAUACAGUCGUAUCCAAAGAUCUAUAGAAAUGGUGGAAGGAGUUGUAUUUUGAGUUCUAAGUUUUGUACAGUUGACAAAAGUAAUACUGUUUCAAGCAGCAAUGCUGCUAUGAGAGUUUGACUCUUGACACAUGAAUAUCCUUCAUUUGUUUUUAUUUAAUAUAUUAGUAGCAAUAUGUUACUGGUUUACUUUGUUUCCCCCAGCUUUUAAAAUUAAUUAGAAAGGAAACAGUGAAAUCAUUUGUACUACAAGCAGACUUGUUCAUCUUGAACAGAUCUGGUCUGGCCUGGCCUCUGUAUGUAUGGCCAGCAGACAGUGGAACAAACGUAGGUGUCCUCCAAUACACCGCAGAGUUUGUGAUUUGUGAGUGCCAGAGUAGCAGAUUUAACAGUUAAAUCUCUUUAAAGAUAAGUUGUAAUACACAAGCUAUAGUGUAAAACUUGAAUUUUUUAAUGUAGACUGUGUUAUUUAAAAAUUUUUAUUUCCUGAUUUUUUUAAACUUUUUGCAUAAACCUAAAACUACCAGCUUGUUGAUGUGCUUGAUUCAUGUUAGCAGCAUGUAGCUAUAACUAGGGUGUAGCAAGUUACCACGGAUCAUCACAGCAAAAUAUUUUGACCAUUUUCAAGUGUGUGGAGUUUUUUGAUAAAACUACUGGGUUAAUGGAUUAUACCUAUUAGUUCUGAGAAUGAAAAAGCUAGUUUAGACUAUACUCCCCAAAUUAAUUGCAUUAUCUAAGCAUGUUUUUCUUUUUUUUGUGGCUAAUGUUAAAGUCAAUUUAAAAACAAAAAAAAUAAAGCCUAAUCAAAGACAGUUUUAAAACCUACAGCUGCUGAAUUAUUCCGGAAAAUCAAAAUUCUCAGUUUUGUUGUUAGACUUUAUCUGCUGUUAUUUAAUAAUGCAAAGUUUAUAUAAAAGGUGCCUAACAUCUGUUAACUUAGAAGCAGUAUAUCUUUCCAAAUUAAACAAGAUUUGCAGAAUGAUUGAAUAAAGUUU
This is a messenger RNA of Oxyura jamaicensis (ruddy duck), 4838 nucleotides long. RefSeq names its product decapping mRNA 1A (gene DCP1A). The transcript has 10 exons. Gene Ontology annotation, molecular function: mRNA binding; enzyme activator activity. The record is from RefSeq and is a predicted model, not a curated record. Gene Ontology annotation, biological process: deadenylation-dependent decapping of nuclear-transcribed mRNA; deadenylation-independent decapping of nuclear-transcribed mRNA; positive regulation of catalytic activity. NCBI's taxonomy places the organism in Eukaryota, Metazoa, Chordata, Aves, Anseriformes, Anatidae. Bases 62 to 1825 code for a protein of 587 amino acids. Gene Ontology annotation, cellular component: P-body.